ACCCGAAAGAUAUUAGUGCUGGCCCUUCUUCUUCGAUGCACCGCGUGCAAUCGCAUAACGAAUGCGCAUAUCUGGAUAAUUUGUCAUCAAUGUAAGUGGAGGUUUGAUCGAGUUAGCAAAUUGUUCCACGCUCUGUAUUUGAAUCUACUCCUGAUAUUGAUCACGACGUUCUCGCCUUGGUUGACAUCAGCGACGAGGAAGACGUGAACAUAUUAUAACCUGAGAAGCCACGGUCAUCUUCUUCUUGUCCGAAAUCAAGAAGAUGUCGCGUCUUACUCCGAUCAAUUUGAUGGAGGCUAAAAAAGCCUUUUUCAAGAAUGGGUGUAAAGAUGAACCCAACUUCCAGUACAAUGUGUCGCAAGCUAAAAUGCGCAAGGACAUCUUGAAGUACGGCGCUGUGAGCUACGAUCUUUUUGAACUGGCGCGUGCUAUUUUAGAGGAAGUCAGAGAGCGUUAUGACAACGUGGUUGAGGCACCUACGAGUCUGGGGCAAGGUAAGUCAGAAGUUACGGCUCGAUACAGUUCAUUUCCACCAGGGGUCGCCAUUUUCUUCGGUUUCCUUCUUAGCUAGGAUGCUGAAGAAAUGAAUGAAGGCAAGAAGUGAAUUGUUGUGGGCUCUAAAGAAGGCUGCGCAGACUUUGGUGGCGGAGAGGAAGAACAUGGGGAUAGCAGUGACGAUGGAGCAGGAGGAGGCAAAAGUGGAGGGAAGAAGUUUGAGAAGGACGGUCGAGUGAGGGAAAAGCCACUGUUUCCGGAGGACGUAGUAAAAGCUCUGCAUCCAUCGGGUGGAAGUUCGGCUUAUCGCGCUGUGACGGUGGUGCCAAGAGCGGACAGUGGUAGCUCUACUAGUGGCACAAUUGGUGGCAUGGUCAUGGUGCCACCUAGAGACCGUUUGAAAGCAGCUGGACAACAAAUGUUCAACUCAUCCACAUCUUCUUCUACUUCUUCCAGGAUGAUGAUGACAUCGUCGAUGAUGAAUAACGUCUCUACAACUCCAGCAUCAGCAGUUUCGCCAGGAGGAGGUUCAACACAGUAUACUCCACAGGAGUUGACAACUACUAAUUCUUCGCCUGGUACAGGAACAGGUGAUCGUGAUGCUGGAUCAACAAAUGCUAUUUCUUCACCAUCCAGCACAUCACAGCAGGUUGAACAAGGAUAUUGCAGUUUGUCUGGUGGCCGCUCUGCCUCUCCUGGUCCUGGGUCCAAAGCUUCAGCAGCAUCGAGCAGUGCCACCAGGGCUUCAGUAGUGACGAUUUCUCUAGGCCUUUUCAGUGAACAACAGGAGCAAGUGGAAGGGCCUGGGUCAUCUUCUUCAUCAGCUAUCCAACAGCCUCCACCUCCAUUUGCCGGUAUUGCGAUGAUGACUACUGGCGGGCGUCGGCAACACAGCACUGCUCCAACAUUUGGCAUGAACAGCAGUGCGAAUUUUCAGGUAACGAACAACCAGGCAGCUGGCGGUGGUGGUCAUGGGCAACAUCAUUUUCCUCUGGGCGGAAGCGGAAAUAGUGGGGCUGGUGCUGGAGGAACUGUACUCCCUCUUCAAGGUUCAACUGCUUCAAUCUCCUCUAUUCUAGUUCCUGGUGGGACUGGUGAUCUUCCAUCUUCCCCGACACAGCUAGUUACGACGACCACUCCUGGUGCGACUCCUACUCCUGGUGCAUCUCCAGCUCCAGUAGCUGGGAGUGUAACGAAUGGGCAAGGACUACAGGGACAGAGAUUGCUCUCUACUACUGGUACAACGUCUAGUGGAGGUGGUGCUCAGAUAUCACCAAACUCAUCCAAAAGUGUUAGUCCUAUUGGAACAGGGGGUGUAGCCACGACGUCCGCAAUUCCGGACAUAGAGUCCACAUACCGAAAGUUGCAAGCUUCUAGUUUUAGCGUCGCGGAACAAGAAGCACUGCUGAGGCAGGAGCUAGAAGCAGCAGCUAGAGAAAACGCAGAUCUGAAUAUUGUGACUAGUACAGGUCUGAAAACUGCGUCUAGUACUAGCCCUGGUACGGCAAAUGCGGGAGCAGGGGUUCCACCAACCACUUCUCCAACAGGCACGAGCACUGCCACGAAUAACUUUUUGUGGUAUACCCAUACCAAUAGUGCUUCUUCUACCACGACUGCUGUUGGCAGCAAGACCAAUUCAAAGAAAGCUCCUCCUGGAGGCACUGCCGGAACGCGGUCGGUAAGUAGCAGUCGUUCUAGCACACCCCAGGAGCGCGCAGCACGGCGACGUAAAAACCCUCCUCAUGAUCAUGAACCUAUGAAAUUGAAAGGGGCUCCAAACGCAGGACGUAAAAGUGGCCGGCUAUUUGAGCAGAAUUAUAUGAGCUCCGCUUCUUCCUCCUCAAGUACUGCUUCCAAUUGGAAAGACAUUCACGGAAAGCGAGCGAGCGUUGAGGAAAUUUUAGGCAAAGUGCGUCGUGCGAAACUACCAAAUCAGCACCAACUAGACCCAGAUGACGAUGUUGAAGAACCAUUACCUUCCUCAUCAGGAGGAUCGAUGGCGGAUCAUGGUAGUAGUUUACACGACGGUGAGGAGAUUGAAAUGCCGGACGACGACGAUAUUGCCUUGUGUAGGUUGGCAGCUUCAUCUACCUCUAGGGGAGAGCAAGUCCAAGAUCAAGACCAACAUUUCCUAGAUGAACCAGGAGAGAGUUCCGGUGCGAGUGAUAGUGAACCUGCAGCAACUAGGACAGAACAGCUGCCGCGUAGAACAAAUGCUAGUUGUCCAGAAGCGGGAGUCCGCGUCAUAGCAGGCCCACGCCCACCGGGAAUCGGAAACGAGACUAAAUUAGAGCAAGCCCCUGGAGCGCCACCGAGAACAUCGUCGAGCAAUGGCAAAAGCUCUUCUUCAUCUGCUCGUCCUACUGGCAGUGAAGGAGGUACAACUAGCAAGAGCAGCACACCGAAUUAUCACACUACUUCAUCUAGUAAAGGGACGACGAAGAAGGUAAAAAGGAGUAAGCUAAAAUCUGGAGGUGGCGACAAAGACAAGGACAAUACCUCAACAACACAAGGCCAAGGUUCAUCAUCUUCUCAAAGGACAACUAGUUCCCGCAGUAACGGCAAGAAGAGUUUUCCUAGUACUGCAUCAACUACAACAACGACCACGAAGAUCUCAUCAGAAGACGGGAGUGGCCGUCUAAAGCGUCAAGGUACACCGGCUUAUCCACCACCCACCAGCAGUUCUUCCACAGCCGCAAGUAGCGGAGGCGGGAGUUCAUCGUCUUCGUCGACCACGACUCAUCAUGUGCAGAGAACAUCAGCUUUCAGUUCCUUCCUUGAUAGUGCUAAGGCAGGCGGACCAGAGAGCAGUUCCUCACAGAUGUUCGACCACAAGGUCAAUAACAAUAGAAAUACAUCAUCUGGUACGACGGGAAGUGGCCUCGUACUACCUUCAAGGAGUGAAGACAUUAAAAAUCUACUUGCAAAGGAGAAUACUUCUAGUACAGGAGGCAUUUCUAGUUCAACAUUGUCACCAUUGCAACAACUGCUUCAGGGAAUGGGUAGUCCACCGGGAGGCGGAGCUGGAGCGUCCACCUCUACCAGCCCUUCCGGGACCUUCACAACUGUGCAUAACCCUAUCCAACCUCAAAGUACGAGUACAACUAGCGGCGGUUUUGCUGCCGCACCAACGGCUGUGCUUAGUAAAAGCCCUAGCAUCUUUGUGGCAAACUCCAAAAGUAGUUGUGCCCUCAACAUGCGGCCCUCUGCAGCAAACAUGUUUCUACCAGCUCGAUCAAAUUCCUCUUUAUCCCCAAGCUCAUCAGGAGUACAGAUACUAGACAAUGUUCAGAACAAUUAUAAGGGAAAACUCGACUCCCCCCUUGCAGGCCAACCACAACAACAACACCCGUCUUCAACUACAACAUCACCAGCGACUGUAAUUCCUCCGAGUCAUACAGCGACCGAUGGCUUUGAAAAAGCACUCCACCGUUGGAAAAACGACAACGUAUCAAAAGCUGCUUCUCCCGCAUCUCCUCUCUCACCGCCUCCUCUUGUUUCGCCCGAUGGUGUUGUAGAUCCAGCGGGAGGGAAGAAAACCCCCAGUGCAGAACCACUACAGUCUGGUACUUCUGGAGCUACUAAACAGUCUGGCUCCGGUAACAACACUGCCAAAAACUCACCCAAUGGAGGUCACGCAAGACCUAGCACUAGCGGUGGAAAUAAGAAACCACCAUCAAGUAGAAAGUUCCUAGUCACAAGUGAUGCGACGUUCAACCUCGCAGGAAGUGGUGACUCUGCAGAUGGAAAUAAUGACGAUCAAGUUGAUCAUGCUGGUGCAGUGAAAAAGGGUAAAAAGUCAACGUCAAAGCCAGGGACUGCGAAUGGGAAGAGCCGGAAAACCAAAGCCAAACCUGCGACAGCGUUUUCCGCAAAAGAAAAUAGUGGGAAUACUUCUAGUCGUCCGACUAGAACGUCAUGUGACGCUGAUGACGAUGGAGAUGAUGAAGUACAGACUGGAGAAGGAUGUUCACUGGAGAAGAAGCAAGCAGUAGAAACCGACGUGCAGCAAGAACAAGAACAUCAGAGUGCUUCUUCAUGGACAACAAAGCCAACUUCUAAGAAGUCUCCUUCAAGUUCCACAUUGAAAGACUGGGUGUCUCAACUACCAGAUGAAACCGACGACUCAGAAGUAGACAGACUUGGUUUAGCUCCGAAGGAUCCCUUUUUCCUACGCUCUUUCUACCAAAACGAAGUCGAUAAACAGAAAAUGUAUGAGCGGAGACAGGCCUACAUCGAGGAGCAAAACCGUGCAGCUGCUGCGGGAGGAGGCAGGUCUGCUGAUUUGCAGGCUCCACCUGAUGGAACUAGAAGUUAUACACUGGAGCAGGCAUCUGCUUUGAGCAAUGCGUUGCAUAAACGGAUAUCUUCAGGUGAAGGAGCAAGCAACCAGAGUACAAGUGGAACAGCCGGCACGAGUGAGCAGGUGGCGCAGAGAGGAACUAGAGCAAGUCCAAAUACUGGAGUUGCACAGCAAGACGCCCCUGGUGGUUCAGUGUCUAGGAAAAAACAAAAACCAUCAUAUGUCGAGGAAAUCUAUGGGAAGCGUUUCUGCGACGUCGUGCGCAUUUCAAUGCGCACAGGGAAAGAAGUGUUGAUUACCAACGACGACGAUGAUGGAUGCAAGAAAGUGACCGACGAGGAGAUUCUGCGAAAUAAAAUUUUGGAUGUUAUGCACCUGAUCUUCACCUCUAGAUGUACAUUACCAUUAGAUAGCUGUACCUCGCAUUCAUGAUCAUGUCGUAGGAUCCAGAUGAUUCACAAUGAUCGAGUUUUAUUUCAGUAGCAGGUGGCGGCAGGCUUGUCUUCCUGUGCCGGUCAUUGAUCAUCAUUCAAUCAUGAAAACCAUUUCCGCACCCGUUUUUCCUCUUUCCUUCAUACCUUUAGCAAUGGGCUACCUGCAACGGCACAUGUUGGAGCGGAUCAUUCGCAUAGUGUUUCCGAAGCAAAAACUAGUUUGCAGUUAUUCCAAAGCGACGAAAACGAUGGCCUUACACUCAGAUUUCAAAGUCUACCGAUUGGAACGCUUUAUAUCGAUCUUGGAUCAUGAGAUUGGUAUCUAUUACUUUUACAUGCUAGUACUCCGUCCAAAGAUGGUUUUUCUUACGGGGAGCAACUGCAUUUUUAGACAUUUAUUUUAACUUCUGAAAAAUCUACAUGACCCUUUUCUCCGAUAUAGCAUGUUGACGUUGUAAGUAGAAGAAACUUAACAUCAAGUAGUUUUUUCCUAUUCUUGACCAGGUACCCACUGCACCCGCGGCCUCAACAGCGAGAUUAUGGAGGAGCCCUCAUGGCCGCCUUCGACCGAAGUGGUCGGCUUCCGUUCCCGAGGACAGUGUUCCAAUAGGGACAGACUUCGCAUUUUGAACUAUGUGCAUGAGCGUUGCGUUGCGCCAAUGGUCGAGGAUCAGGGUUCGUCUUCAAGUUCAGCUUCAGGCAACAACUUAGCGGCGGACCACAUGACUAAGCAGGACCGGGACGACCCUCUCCAGGAACACGCAGUGUCCGUAGCGGGAGCUGCUGCAAUGGGAAUGCUGCAGGCUAAUGGCACUCUGCCGGGAUUCAACUCUGUAGACAUGAGAAGAGGAGAUACUACAACUGUUGGUGCUGGUGGAACACCAACAUCCAUCACGGCGAUUGGCAAUCCAAAUGAAGCUGCCUCGAUAUCGAAGCCGUCAGCACAGUUGAGGAAAGAACGCAUGGCAGGUGGCGAGGAUCGAACUCCGGGAGCAGUGGAUGUCGCUAGAGAAAAGAAGAUCAUGCAAGACUUGGCAGCGAUAUCAAGAACAGCGAAUGGAGACGUGGAAGGAGAAACAGUUAAAAAUGGAGCUCCGACAGUAGUUGUCACUAGUAACAUGGGAUCUCCUUCAUCUAGUACUUUAAGAAAGGAUAAGGAGCAUUUUGCUGGAUUUGAGGAUGAAGAUGGCGGAAUAGAGAGUGCUACAACUUCUAGCUCAUCAACAUCUGCAAGUAACAACAAGUUUCAAAACAAGUAUAAGAUGAAACAGAAAGACUCCAGGAGCAGUGCGGAGGACGAAGACAUGUGUGGCGGCUCUAGUCUCCAAAGGGAGUUGCUGAACAGAGCAAAAAAGGCUUUUGAGAAUGGGAGUGCUGGAGGUCAAAGGGACAGGGAUCAAACCUUUACACCAUAUUCAGACGUGGUGUCAGAAAAUAGUACUUUGCAGCCUAGUGGUAGUAUGUCAACACCAAAUAGUGGCAUUUUUUCCAAUGGAGGAUUCCAGAAUUCGAACUUUGUGAACCCCAACAGUGUCAAGUGGUCUAUGCUGCCAGCUUCGUCAUCUUCAGGUGCGGGUAACGCGGCAGGCAGGUCGUUUUCCUCUCUGCUGUCGCAGCAUCAUUUGAUCGAAUUGGUGCAACGCUUCAACUUUCAGAAACGCAGUAGCACGCCACGAGAACGGUUGCGCAGUGAGGAGGGACUUGCAGCUCUGAACACGCAUCAAUACUACAAGGACAAGCUGCUGUAUGAAACCAAAAUCUGUUAUCAUUAUCGUACUUUUCUACUUCAGAAACUUAAUAAUGAUAACAGAUUUUCAUUUUUAUCGUACUUAUUUUCUACUUCAGAAACUUGAUAAUGAUAACAGAUGAUUUUCUUUUCAUAUGCUAUGGCAGCCUGCUUACGUUUACUACUGCGUGUGCAUGAGCGAGCGCCUGUCCUUUGUGGAGCUGUUUGAGCAUUUGAAAAGAUUCACAGCGGAUCCGGAUCAUAGAUGGCGAGACUGCGUCCGCGCUAAGAGGGGUUGCUUUCCAGUCACUUCCAGGAAACGUAAGGCUGCUCUAGCCUACCACGGGGAUGGCGAACAGUUGAGUCCUCAAGCGCGUUUUCUUUAAGGCUUCUCCUUCUCCUAAUCCAUCUUCUCUAUAGGGAUUCUUCAACCUCCGUACUAUGCGCCCCAAUUGACAAGGGGAAUACUCUUGAGGCAUAGACUGUUGAGAGGCCUACUCCACAGGGAUGAACUAGGAAAGGAAGAGGUCUAAUCUUUGCUCAACCAUCCUAUGUUAACCAGUUUGAAGGACCAUGAGCAUAAGACAGUGCGCGAUCACUGCAAGGAUUACGACGGUGGCGCUGGAGGUAGCGAGCACUCCUCCCCAGCGAACAAUAAAUUCCACAGUAACAACAACAGCAACAACAACUCAACUCCCUCAGUGGGAUUUGGAACCCACAUCAGCAGUUCAACCGUGGCAGGUGGUGGUGCACGCUGGAACAGCAGCACCAAACAGGCGCAGUUGCACCAACACACGGCCUCCUAUAACAAUCGUGGGUCCUCGAACUUCCCCUCGACUGCCUACUAUCCUAGCAAUUCUACAGAAAAAAACUCCUCAUCCUUUAUGAAGUGCAGAGUCACAGCGUUGUACUCAUGAAGAUACUGAAGAAAAUAGAAUUAGCUAAUCGUAAUCCUAGUAGGUAGUUUCCCUUUCCGAUUCCCAUGGCCACUGUAUCUGAAAUCCUAAAAUUAUAAGUCCUAGCUAAUUGUAAUAGUAAUUUCCUGAGUUGUAGAUAAAAAUCUGAAUCUGUGUCUAUGAGUACAACUACUUCCACUUUUUUCUACUUUCAUAUCUUCCUCCUCCGUUCCCCACUAUGCAGAGAGUCGUGGGGAGCAGGGCGUACCUUCCGACGUCCUCUACGAGAGCUGUGCCAAGGACCAGGCUUAUUUUGAGGGUGCGAUAGAGAUUCUACGUCGACGCCAUGAGAUCGACUUUGACAUCAUGCAUGCAGGCAAGGUGUUGAUCAGAGACGCGAUAGUAAAGAAUCCAAGAGCAGGAUUUUUGAACAAUUAAGGGCAACAUGUUAAAGGUGCUUUUGUUACCGUUUGUUAUGGCUCUCCUAAGGGGGACAACCAUAACAAGCGGAAUAAACGAACACCGCAAUAGCCUACCUCUAAAACAAGGAACACAGCCAAAGCAGUUGGAACUACUCGGACACGAGUAACAGCAUUCGACUACGUGGCUAUCAACCUGGGCAACAAAACGGUGGCCCAGGUCUGCAGAUGGCGUCGGGUAUCGGCGGAGGCCUCUCUAUAUCAGGAGGUGGAAACUCUCCUAGGAGUUGUACGGUCUCGCCGCCUGCUGCAUCACCACCAGGACGAGGACAAGUAGAGAGCACGACUAAAGGUAACGGAGCAGCGGUUGAACAAGUUGUUGUAGGAGAAUUCUCUACAACUUCUAAUACAACAGCAGGAGCAAGAACAGCGGGAACAAAUGGAGCAGGAAACUCAAAUUCUAGUCCAUCCACUACAUCCACGACUAGCUCAACUUGGAGUGGGAGUUAUUUGACGCCCCAACAGCAAAUGCUCCAGUUUCAAGAGGGUGAGGCACGCAUUCUCCGAGCUCCACUGGUACGACCACACUUCCUGGAUGACCUCGACGCAUACCUAGAGCGCAUCGAAAAAAUGGCCCAAGUGAACCUGCGACCAAGACGCUCAGGAGUACAAACCUUGCACCAACAGCUAAUAAACACACAGCGAACAGCACAACAGCAGGUGAGGAGAUCUGUUUACUAAGCAGCGGACCAGCAUGAUGAUUCACAUUUAUGGUCAUCAUGUUGACCUUGAUUGUAAGCGUACGAAGUCUAGAAGGUGCUAACAACGUGAAGAACCGAGAUUUUUUAUACAUAAAGGAAAAACCCUAUAACAUCUUCAGACUUUUUUUGCGACAAGGAUUGAUAAGUACUAAAAGCUAUGUAGCUCGUAACUUUUCCCUAGUACGACACGACAUGUAGUGUAGAAGUUAUCGAUGACAAGAAAGCAGGAUAAGUAAAUGCUAAUGCAACCACUCCGCCAUCGAUAAGUGUUAAUAUGCAUACCUCUCGAGCAGAAAGAGAAAUGCAUAUAUCUGUAUCUCAGAUUUGUACCUAAGAUGAUUGUAAUAGUACAUAAGUUAAGAGGCCAUAUUGACGCACAAUCACAAACAUUAUUGAUCCAUGUCCAACACGACAAUCAAAAACUCAAAUCACCUCAAAUUUUCAAUUUUUACGAUCUAAUAGAGCACGAAACUACCACUCAUGCUUUGAUACAACAUGAACAUUCAUAGUGAAAGAGAGAUGUCAUCGUGAUCUGCUCGUCCUAUUCCAUCUUCUAUAGAAAUCAACAACAUCAAAAGAGAGCUUGCUCGUCAACUGACAACUCGUAAGAUUACCAUUACGUAUCUAUACGUACUAUUAAUCUACUUGUAUUUAAUGAUGAACAUGAAGAUGAAAAGGUCAAACUUUAUUUCCUUUCAACAUCAUGACCAUCCUGUACAGAUGAACCCAAAAUGCUUCUAGAUGUUGUAUUGAGCCAGGAGUUGCAUAAAUGACAGACCACAACCUUGAACUUUGAAGUAUUAAGGCUUGCGGUCGCGCCGUUCGUGUCGCC
Messenger RNA from Amoebophrya sp. A25, 9866 nucleotides. The record is from the annotation of a GenBank genome assembly. NCBI's taxonomy places the organism in Eukaryota, Dinophyceae, Syndiniales, Amoebophryaceae.